AUGGCAGAGCAUGAACUGCCUUGGCUGGCCCCCCUGCCUGCCCCUCGGCUCACCGCGACCCCAGCACACCCGGUCUACGUGGUGGGAGAAGCCGUGGCUCUGACCUGCUCGAUCCCUGGGGCUCCCACGCUGGCCACGGUUCAGUUCUCCAAGGACGGAGGGGAGCUGCCCUCGCCUGUGCUCAGCAGCAGCCCCACACUGCAGCUCGCCCGCGUGGGCACGGGGCACGCCGGGGCCUACUCCUGUCGGUACCGGAGGAGGGAGUCCGGGAGAGAGAUCUCAUCCCCCCGCAGUGGGGCCGUCGCCAUCUCCGUGCUGGUGCCCCCAGCUGCCCCCCAGCUCUCUGUGUCCCCGUCCCAUCCCGGCUACAUCUCCGGCGACUCCGUGACCCUGACGUGCUCGGCUCCCGGGGGCCACACGCUGUCCAGGAUCCAGUUUCUCAAGGACGGUCAGAACCUAGAUUCCCAGAUGUCUGGUCCUGACCCACUCAACCUCAGCCGCGCCCUCCGGCUGCCGCCCCUGGCCCCAUCGCACUCCGGGGCGUACAGCUGUGGGUACUGGUUCCUGGAAUCGGGGCGGGAGAUCCCAUCCGGGCUGAGCCACCCCGUCCGCAUCCUGGUGCUGGGUGAGUGCACGUCCCUCCGGAGGGUGGCACUGGGUGGGGAGGGAGAGAAGCUGCUGACGCGGCUGAUCCAGAAGGAGGCGGAGCGGGGAGACCAUCCCCCUCCACAGCCAGCGCUGAGUGUGGAUCCCCCAUCUGGAGUGGUGAGCGAAGGGCUCCCCCUGCUCAUCACCUGUGCAGCCCCCGGGGACACCAGCAAGAGGAUGUUUCACUUCUACAGCAAUGGAGUUGAGAUCGUCCGUGGGGACACAGGCUCUGAUAUCAGCACCACAGAGCCCAGCACCGGCUCUAUGAACUUCUCUGUGCUCAGCAUCCCACGGGCCGGUCCCAACAACACCGGGAAAUUCAGCUGCGGGUACGAGGCGAACAUGAGCGGCAGGUGGAUCCCAUCCCCCAGGAGCCAGGCUGUGAACGUCACCGUGACAGCCUGGUCUCUGCCCGUCCCCCUGGUGGCUGGGUGCGGUGGGGCUGCCACGGCUCUGGCUCUGCUGGUCCUCAUCUGCCUCUGCAGGAAGAAGACGGCAGCUAGCUGCCGGCUCCCCACGUCCUACGGGAAGAGCCAGGAGCUGCGCCGGUCGCGGAUGAGACGGUCGUCCGACAACUCCGGGGUCAAUAUGUGUGGUGUCGUGGCAGAGACACAGCUCGUGUAUGUCAACAUACCCUUCAGGGCCGGCACAGGUGAGUAA
Messenger RNA from Chrysemys picta bellii (western painted turtle), 1308 nucleotides. NCBI's taxonomy places the organism in Eukaryota, Metazoa, Chordata, Testudines, Emydidae. The record is from RefSeq and is a predicted model, not a curated record.